Molecule: messenger RNA, 9135 nt
Organism: Mytilus californianus (California mussel)
Lineage: Eukaryota; Metazoa; Mollusca; Bivalvia; Mytilida; Mytilidae
Product: zinc finger protein Xfin-like
Exons: 8
Coding region: 202-6075 (1957 amino acids)
Source: RefSeq, a predicted model, not a curated record
UGCUUGGAGUUUAGCGAUACCAGUUGCAGGAACAUUAAUGAUCAACUUCCGGUUAUUUGAAUGUGAAGAAUAAGAAUGUUUUCAUGUUUGGUGCCUUCUAAAUAUGUAUAAUAAAGAUGGACACUUGCCAACAGUUUGAAUGUUUAGUAUGAUUUUGUGAUACACACUUAUACAUAGACUGUAUAAGGACAAAGAUCAAAGAUGACGAUUGUUGAAAAGGCCAACAGUGCCACUGAAAAACAACAACCUGUAGAAAAAACCUCUGAAAUUAAUGUGACCAGCUCCAGUGAGAAACAAAUGGAAGGGGAGUCCUCUGGGAAUGAUGUUGUUAUGGAUAAAGAUGACCAAAAUAAAUCUGCCGUUAACGUCAAUACUGGACCUGUUAAAGACAUAAGGGUUUUAAAUCUAACAAAGAAAAUAUUUUUAUCCUUUCCUAUUAAAAGUGAGGAGCAAAAUUCAGAAGACACAACAGAUGUUUGUCUUGACAAAAGCUGUGGGUCAGUAGAAAAAAAGGACACCGAAGUUAUGUUGUAUAUUUCGCCCGAGGGGAACUUAUACAGUGCCAGUCAAUUAGAAAAACAUAAUGAAGACAUAGACAAAAAAUCACUGUUAAAAGAAGAUGGUGUCGUUUAUUUUAUAAAACCUUUAAAAGAUGAGGAACUUUGUGAUCUUAUAUUUGAAUAUUUAGACUUAAUCAAACAGGAGCCAAAAGGUUUAUUUACUUUAGACAUUGCAGGAAGUUUAAUGAGGACAGGUAAUAAACAGGAUGUUAAAUCAGAACCACAGAGUAUGUACAUGAUGGAGGCAGCAGUUGAUCAGAGUACUUCAAGCACAUCACAGCAAGGGGAAGUAAUUGUGAAAGAGGAACCAGAAGAACAUGAAGAAGAGGAAGAAGAAGAAGAAGAUGAAGAAGAAGAUGAUGAGGAUGAUAUUGAGCAGCUGCAGAGCUUACAGAGUGGUGGAGGUUUAACUGGGCAAUUGAGAGUUAAAGUAUUGCAGUCUCUAUAUAACAAAUCUAGAUUCCAGAAAAAAACAACAGCACCAACAGAGAUGACUAAAACACCUAAGAGACGUGCAAGAAAGACUAAAAGACCUAAGGCACCUGCAGGGAAGACUGAGAGCCAUGAGAACCUAUCAAGUACUACAGAAAUGAAAAGCAUAAAAAUGAAAGCAGGACGAAAGAGGAAACCUGGCAAUAGGUUGAUCAUUGACCACCUCACUGGUUUGUCCAUAAUCCAAAUGAAAAUGAACAUGCAGAUAACAAACGAUAUUGUAAAUAAAAAUUCCCAAGUUGUACCUAGUACAAAGAAGUCAAGAAAAGACGCCACAGACACCAUAUUGACAUCACCAGGAAAAAGUUUACAGUCUGAUAAAUUGUUAAAGAUUUAUGACAGUUGUUUGGUAACUAGAACAUCACCAGAUUCAGAUGACGAACUGGAAGAUUUAGGUUUGCAGGAGUUGCCUGAUAAUGCUCCAAAAUAUGCCACAUACUGUGAUGACACAGAAUUUCUCUCUGAAGAUGAUUUGGACAGUGAAACAAGCUCAGUCACUGGUAACAUGACUCCGACAUUUCCCAUGGAAAAAUCAUAUGUAAACAAAAACUCUGAAUAUAUUUAUAAAAAAAGUAAAAGAAUGGAGGAAAGGAAAAAAGAAGAUGAAUCAGUAACCAUGCCGAUUGAUCCAUCCCAAAUCAAGACAGAACAUCCUGACAUCUUCGACAUUGACUCCUUGGUCCACACUAUUAAUAGAAACUCUGACAUUUGUCCAAGGAAGUUCAAUAGGUCCUACCGAGAUAUUGAGACAGAAAUUAUAAUGACAGAAAUAACUGGAUCCCAAACUGGUUCAUCAGUUCAAAAAGAAACAGUUGUGAACAUUAAAAAGGAGCCUUACAGUUCACCUAUCAAAGGUUUGAUGGAAAUUGCAAUGCAGAAAGGUUUAGAAAAUAGGGACCAGUGGGGAAAUUUCAGUGAAUUUGAUAUUGAUAGUGUUGUCAAUGUUGUCAAUAGAAAAGACGAGGGGAGACUACUGGCAGAUAGUCAUACAAGUAUUGUGAAAGUAGAAGACCAAGGAAGGCAGCUUGAAGAUGGCAUUGUGAAUUUUGUAAAUAGAGAAAACCAUGGGAGACAACUAGGAGAUGGUUAUACCAAUAUUGUGAAAGAAGAAAUACAGGGGAGGCAACUGGAGGAAGAGGCUUAUUUUGGGAUGGAUGAUAUUGAAUCUCUUGUUCAUUUCACAAAUAGAAAAUCUCAUUCAGUCAGUCCUUCAAAGAACAAUGCUUCUCAACAGCCUUCAUUGUCAGCUAAACCUCAAACAAUUGUUGGCCUACGACUGACAGAAGAAAACAAGGGAAGUAAAUCUCCAAAUAAAAAGGGAGAUAACUCUUUAGCAUUAUCUCCUCAAAUGAAAAAAAACUAUAAAAUAAAAGACUGUUUUGUAGUUAUGGACACUGAUAUAGACAUUCAGUCUAAAAUGAUUAAUUUACAGAAAAAUGCAGCGUCUGGAAAGGAAAUUAUGAGCAAAAGUGAACAUGAUUUGAAGAGAAGUGGAGGCGUUUCUGAUUUAGAAAACAUUGCAAAGAAACCAAAAAUUGGUCCAAAAUGCAUGAAAAGACAAGACAAGGAUGUAGUAAAAGAUCACAAAAAGUCCAAAUUUGUUAUUGAUCACAAAGCCAAAGUUUUGAAGCUUAAUUUAUCAAGGUUGGAUAAAAAUCUUAAGGCAAAUGAGACUGAUAAAGAGAUUAACAACGAAGUGACCAAAAAGAUUGAAAUUGAAAAUGAAAGGAGAAAGGAGAAAUCUCAUCCUAAACAUAAGGAAGAAUCUGAAAUUGAAAGUAAACAGACAAAAAUUUCAGUAGAGAAUAAAGAAAAAGAAAGAUCAGAUAAUGAGAGUCGACAUAUAAAAUCUUCUACAGAUGGAAAUAGAAAACAGGACAGAAAACAUGAAAAUGACAGUCGGGAAUAUUCAGACAAACAUAAACAUUCAGAAAAACCUAAACAUCCUCAUUCAGAAAAGCAUAAGCAUGGAAGUUCAGAAAAACCUAAACUCGGACAAUCAGAAAAGCAUAAACAUGGAAAUUCAGAAAAGCAUAAACAUGAAUAUUCAGAAAAAUCUAAACAUGGACAAUCAGAUAAGCAUAAACAUGGAAAUUCAGAAAAGCACAAAGAAGUCAAAGGAGAAAAUUCUGAAAAGAACAAGAAUUUUCCUGAUAAAAGUGGGUCCAAAAAGGGAAAGGAUGACAAACAUAUAAAAUCAUCAAAAAGUCUAAAGAGGAAAGCAGAUGAAGAUGAAAGCAUUGCCAGUAAAAAGUCAAAGCAUGAUGACAAAACUGAAAACUGUGACGAAAAGAAAGAUUCCUUGAAAAAACAUGAGACUAAAAUGAUAUCUGUUGAGAUAAAAAAGAAAGAACAUAGAAAGGAAGAAAAACUAAAUGAUUCAUCUAAAAAAUUGAAUAAAAACUUGAGUGAUGCUUCAAAAACUAUAGAAUUGACAAUGAAAUGUAAACUUUGUAAAGAAAUCCAUAGCUCUAAAUCAGCAUUAGAAAAGCACAUGAUCAGUGUACAUAAUACCAAACUGGGCCGUAAAAGAUUUGGAUGUAAACUUUGUACUCAAUCUUUUGAUACAACGUCUUUUUUGAUCAAACAUAUCGAAUCGCACAAAGAGGAAAGAAAAAAAAGUGGUGAAGAAAAAGGAAACACAGAAACAGUUGAAACAAAUAAAAGAGAAGGAAACGGAAAGACAGAAACAGUAGAAACAAAAACAAGAGAACAAAAAGGAAAAACAGAAACAAUAGAAACAAAAAUAAGAGAACAAAAAGGAAAGACAGAAAUAAAAGAAACAAAAACAAGAGAAGAAAAAGGAAAGGCAGAAACAGUGAAAAUAAAAACAAGAGAACAAAAGGGAGAGACAGAAACAAAAAUAAGAGAACAAAAAGGAAAGACAGAAACAAAAAUUAGAGAACAAAAAGGAAAGAUUGAAACAGUAGAAUCUGAAAUAAGGAGAGAAAAAUUGGCAAUAAGUCAUGUAAGUGACAAAAAGGAAGGAACAACCAAAAUCACAGAUGACAUAAAAAAAGGAGAAAAGUCCCAUCAGGAACACAAAUGUGUCGUCUGCAAUGAGGUUUUCACCGCUUCACGUUUGCUAGCACAGCAUAUGAAAAAACACAGCAAUCUUCAGUGCAGUAUAUGUGAUAAAUACUUCAAAUCAAAGAAAGAGUUAGAGAAUCACGAAAAAUCUCAUACAAAGGGAAAUAACUCAAAUAACCACACAAAAUCUUCUAUGCAGAUUAAAGAUGAGGAUGAAAAUGAACCUGUAUCAAAUAACCUUGACCUCUCAACCACAGAAAAGGACAAAAUUCCAAAUAAUGCUAGGUUUCCUUGCAUUAAAUGUUCCAAAAUUUUUGCAAAGGAAGAGGAAUAUGAAAAUCACAUGAAGACGCAUAUGAGCCUCGUCACACCAGAAUUAGCAGGAAAAAGUAUCUUCCCUUGUACAAAGUGUAGCGGCUUAUUCACCAAGAAAGAAGAUUUACUAAAUCAUAUUAAAGUUCAUGAUGAUAAGGUGUCAAAGUGUGACAUAUGUCAUAAGAUAUUUCCAAAUGACAGUGAACUUGUUGAACAUAAGACAUUCCAUAACAUUCCUGAGUCUUUGAAAUGUACUGUUUGCUACCUCAGUUUUCAAUCAUCAUCUGAGUUGGAAGAGCAUGUUCAGACACACAAAGGCCAAGAGAAACACAAAUGUGACAUCUGUUUUAAAAGCUACACUAAAUUUGGCGGUCUUGAAGAACAUCGGGAAAAAGUACAUAACAUCUACAGUAAAAAGUGUAUAAAGUGUCAUGUCGUAUUUUUCUCAUCUUUGGAAUAUGAAAACCAUUUGGAAACGGAAUGUGUUUCGAAACAAAAUACAUGUGACGUCUGCAUGCAAAUAUUCAAAACUGAAUCAGAAUUACAAAAGCAUUUACAAGUUCACGAAGAGAGAAAAGACAUUGUUUGUUCCAUCUGCUCCAAGAAAUUUGAUAGCUUGAAAGAAUUAUUAAACCAUAAAGAAGUACACAUGUACCAGAAAUGUAAAAUUUGUUUUAAAAAGUUUGUAUCGGAAGACAUUUUGAAUGAACACAUGAAGGUACAUUACGGAAAAAAUUGUCAACAAUGCAGUAUUUGCGGGAAGUGUUUUCCGUCAGAGAGACUUUUUAAAGAACACAAAGACACAGAUCAUCCUAACGCAACAGUUAAAUGCGACAUAUGUCAGAAUACCUUCAAGACAUUCCCUGAAUUGGUUAAUCACAUGAAAAAACAUGAGCCAGAAAAGUUUGAUUGUAAAGAUUGCGAUAAAUCAUUCAAUUCUAGUAAACAAUUGUCGAAUCAUUGGAAAAUGGAGCAUAACAAAGGGAUGAGUUUCAUGUGUGGACAUUGUAAAAUUCCAUUUAAAACAGAAAAAGAAUUGACCACCCAUGUAAAAGAUUGUCAUGAUAAUGUGGAAUACAAGUGUGGACUAUGCGAAAAGAUAUUUUUAUCAGAAAAGAAAUUGACUGAUCAUAUGAACGCGCAUACAGCUCAGUUUCAAUGUGGCAUUUGCCAAAAGCAGUUUGGAGAAGAAGAGGAACUUCUUGAACACCUUAAUGAACAUACUUUUACAUCUGAUGUUACUCCAGAUGUGCCUGAGAAUCAAGCUGUUCUUACUCAUGUUCCAGCUGUUCUCCCAAAUGUUCCUGUUGUUUCAACUGUUCUUCCAGAUGUAAUUCCAAAAGUAAUUAACCUACCCUGUGACAAUUGCGGUGAAAAAUUUACUGGUCAAAGUGCUCUUGACAACCAUGUAAAAACUUGUAAGGUUGUUGAGGAAUUUCAAUGUGGAUAUUGUAAAUGUUUUUUCAGUUCUAACAACACAUUAGUUCAACAUAUCAUUACACACAUGGCAGCACCUGCAUAUAGUUGUGAUAUAUGUGGAGAAGUAUCCAAGUCGAAGGCUGAUUAUGAUAAACAUCAACAUAGCAGUGACAAACAGAGAGUUUUCAAAUGUGGUAUAUGUCCAUUUGUUGGAAUGACUAGAAACAGUUUAUUGAAACAUUUAGAAACACAUUUGUAAAGAAAUAAUGUGCAAAAGGCCACAAAAAUUUUUAAUUCUUCUAAAAUCAUUACCAAAGACCACUAACAUGUGUAAAUCAGUUUUUUUUGCAAGUGAUGAAUUUUGCUUUAAUGUGGAUUCAUUUAUUUUUGGUGGAUACCAAUUUUCGUGGAUUGAUGAAAAUUUGAAUUUUGUGUAUAUUUGAUUUCCUGGAUUUGCCAAAGUCUGUUUAGAAGCCUUUAGAAAAUUGUACUGUGUUGAAUAUUUAAAAUCCUGAUUGUCCUUUACCCACAAUAAUCAACGAAAAUUUGUACAUCAUGAAUAAAAAUGAAUCCAUUGUAAUUGUAUCAAGUACUGUAUGUUUUAAGAGAUAACACUUGUAGAAUAUAAAAUCGCUCGGAUGGAACUGUAGUAAACCAAAAGUUAUGUUACUGGAAACAAGGUUUUUCAUCUUCAGAUUAUAUUCAUAUGUAUACCAGACUACUGUUUGAUUACAAUCAUUGUACCAUUAGCUCUAGCUGGAAUUCAAAUUGAACUGCACAGUAGCUAGAUGAUCUGUUUAAAAAAUAUGAGCUGUGUCAGAUAGAAAUAGACCUUAUGCAAAUGAAUAUCAAUUCAUCUGUUAAACUAUUUCAGGUUGAAAAAAUCUCUAUGCAAAGUCUGUAAUUGUUUGAAAAUUGAGUUGAUAUAAGAACCCUGUAAAACAAACCAAAAUUCAUCUUUUAUUUCGUAUUUGAAUGUUCCAAAAUCAAUCAAAGUCUUAUACAUAUACAUGUAUAUGUGUACAGUGUACUUGCACAUAAGGUCGAUUUCUAUCCGAGGCAGCUCAUAUGAUAAUUGUAUUAGUUGUAUUGAUUAUAUUUUCUUUUUAAUAUUGGUACCAACUAAAAAAAUUAUGAAUAGGUAGCCAAAAUUUUUUUUUCUUCAUUUUUGCACACAAGUUUCAACCUUUUACCCCGAAGGGGUAUUAAGUGUUAACCAUGUCCGUACGCAUGUCCUAACAUUGGCUUCGGUUCUCUAACUUUAGUUUGCCUCAACCAAAUGUUAUGAAACUUAUACACAAUGCUUAUUACCAUCAAACACAGAUCAAGUUUGAAUUUUUGUGGCAUCUCUUUUACCAUUCUAGAGUUAUGUCCCUUUACAAAUGAAAAAAUUGCUGAUUUGAUUUCAUUCAAGUUUUUAAAACUUUUUGUAAAACAGAAUUAAAGUAAUCUGUGAUUCUUAAAUGCAAAGAAUAUAUUUAUAAAAAAUGGUUGGCAUAAAGAAAGUUAUUUUUGAGAGUUGUUUCCCUUAUGGAGAUCUAUCUUCUGAAAUUGAAGUAUUUAACUCUGAAUAUUUUGAGUUCAUUGUUCUUUGCAGUAUUUUUUACAUCAUAUGGUUACAUAUACACGACCAAAAAAUAUGUCUAAACUCCUGACUAAAAUUUCCCAAUCUCCUGACCUGAGUUUCACAGUUUAUCACAUGUUGUUUAAAUUUUGACAACAUUUGUCAGUGCAAACAUAACAUGCAUAAUGUUACUUAAAACAUAAUUACCGUAGAUUUUUACCAUUAAUUGUCUACUCAAUGGGAAAUCAGUCACAAAAUGGACCAGUCCUGAUAAAAGGUAUUUAAGGAUAAUUUGUGAGGCAGGCGUGAAUCUAGCCAUUUUUAAAAAGGGGGGGUUCCAAUAAUAUGUCCCCAGUUGUCAAACAAAAAGGGGAGUUCCAACCCCAAGAACACCCCCUGGAUCCACCACUGUGAGGGUAGAGUUCCAUACAAGACUCAAAACUGAAUUAUUUAUGGAUGAUGAGAGGUCACUUUACGUAAACAAAUAUUUAAAAAGGGAAAUUGUUUAUUAAAGUUUCAUGGGAUAGGGGAUGACAAAUUUUUGCAUUUCAUUAAAUGAAACCAUCAUUACUUUCUUGAAUAGCCUAUUAGAGAUAAGUAAACAAACUAAAUCAAACUGUUGUGGACUUCAAGUGACAAAGUAUGUUGUUUUGUAAAUAUGAUGUGCUGUUCUUGUUUUAAUUUUAACAUUUGUUUGUUGUAAUAGAUUGUAUGUUUACUUUAUUUUUAUUAGUAGAUUCAUAUUUGAGCUGCAUCGGAUAGAAAUCGACCUUAUGCAAAGGAAUAUCAAUAAAUCUGGUAUCCCAUUUCGGGUUGAAAAAAUCUCUAUGCAAAGUCUGUUUCUGUUUGAAAAUUGAGUUGGUAUAAGACCCCUACAAAACACCAACAUUCAUCAUUUUAUUGUCUCGCCUUGACGGAGUCAAAAAGCGAGAUAUAGGUAUGCUGUUUCCGGCGGCGGCGGCGGCGUCAACAAUGUAUUAGUUUGUGAUUAGGUCUAGUUCAUGGUGAACCACUAGUGGUAGGUCAAUGAUAUUUGGUAUGCAGUUGUAUUAGCAUUGGCACAUCUCAUUACCAUGGAGAUUAUUUGGCCCCACCCCCUCAGUCAAGGUCUAUUGACUUUGAAACUUUGCUUAGUUUACAUGUAUUAGUUUGUGAUUAGGUCAGUUUAUGGAGAACCACUAGUGGUAGGUCAAUGAUAUUUGGUAUGCAGUUGUAUUAGCAUUGGCACAUCUCAUUACCAUGAAGAUUAUUUGGCCCCACCCCCUCAGUCAAGGUCUAUUGACUUUGAAACUUUGCUUAGUUUACAUGUAUUAGUUUGUGAUUAGGUCAGUUUAUGGGGAACCACUAGUGGUAGGUCAAUGAUAUUUGGUAUGCAGUUGUAUAAGCAUUGGCAUAUCUCAUUUCCAUGGAGAUUAUUUGGCCCCGCCCUCUCAGUCAUGGUCUAUUGACUUUAAAACUUUUGCUUAGUUUACAUGUAUUAGUUUGUGAUUAGGUCAGUUUAAGGGGAACCGUUAGUGGUAGGUCAAUGAUAAUUGGUAUGCAGUUGUUGAAGCAUAAGCACAUCUUAUUUCCAUGGAGAAUAUUUGGUCCUUACUUCUCAGUCAUGGUCUAUUGACUUUAAAACUUUUGCUUAGUUUACAUGUAUUAGUUUGUGAUUAGGUCAGUUUAAGAUGAACCACUAAUGUUAAGUCAAUGAUAUUCGGUAUACAAAUGUAUUGGCAUUUGCAAGUUUCAUUUCCAUGGAGAUUAUAUAAC